AUGUGGUUACUGCGAUCCCUCGGGGAGCGUAUGAACGCCACACGUACUGUCAAAGAAUUCUGGAUAAGAGUGCUGGAAGGCCUGAAUCACAACGAAUACGACGUACCCUUUGCGCUUCUAUAUACCGUUACCGAGGCAGACGACAUUGAGAAUGGUUCCUCGCAUUCAGAUGCAACGCCAACGUCUGUCAAGUCAUGCGUGUUCGAAGGAUCUAUCGGCGUGCCGAGAGGGCAUGCAGUGUCUCCCGACAAUUUCAGCUUCAAGAACUACGAUGGUAUCUUGACACCUGCUUUUCGAGCAGCUACCCAGACCCUGGAGCCCAGGAUGUUGAGCAUCAAAGACCAUACGCUUCCACAGCCACUGUUAGACAUCAUCGAAUGGCGCGGCUACAAGGAUCCUUGUAGAGAGGCCAUAGUUCUACCUCUACGACCAACCAAUGCAGACAACGUGUGUGCCUUGUUACUAAUAGGCAUCAAUCCACGAAGGGCUUAUGAUCAUGAGUACAGGUCUUUCAUCGCCAUGCUCAAUAGACAGAUCGCCACGUCGUUGGCGUCAGUACUACUUUUCGAAGGUGAAGUGCGGCAAAGCAAAGAAGUCGCUGAGAUGGCUACCCUACAAAGAGAACAGAUGUCUCGACAGCUCCAACUUCAGACCGGACGAAUGCGCCGAAUGACCGAACUAUCGCCCAUGGGCAUGUACCUAUUCAAUCCGGAUGGACUUUUAUUGGAGGCGAACGAGAAAUACUACGAGAUGACAGGUGUCUCACCUACAGGAACCAAACUACCUUGGACUAUUGAGAUGAUGGUGGGUGAGAGCAAGCAAGUGGCACAAGACAUGUGGAACUCAAGUCGUGAGCUACAAUUCGCCAACUCGACAUUCCAGCCCCGAGAUAUCGACGGUUCACUAAUCGAAUAUUGGGUCCUCUCUGCUAGUCAGCCAGAGCUAAGCCCCGAUGGUGAGCUGAUCAGCAUCAUGGGCUCGCUCACGGACAUUUCGCAUUUGAAGUGGGCGCAGGGUCUGCAAGAACGAAGACUACGAGAGGCAGAAGAGGCGAAGCGUCAACAAAACGAAUUCAUCGACAUCACGUCGCACGAGAUGAGAAGUAGCGAUAUCCCUCCCUAUGCAGAUUGCAUUCGAAAUGUCUACUGA
This is a messenger RNA of Alternaria viburni, 1149 nucleotides long. RefSeq lists its product as uncharacterized. NCBI's taxonomy places the organism in Eukaryota, Fungi, Ascomycota, Dothideomycetes, Pleosporales, Pleosporaceae. The transcript has 3 exons. Bases 1 to 1149 code for a protein of 382 amino acids. The record is from RefSeq and is a predicted model, not a curated record.